This is a messenger RNA of Talpa occidentalis (Iberian mole), 3851 nucleotides long. It is a transcript of the gene PASK, whose product is annotated as PAS domain containing serine/threonine kinase. The transcript is spliced from 17 exons. Gene Ontology annotation, biological process: protein phosphorylation; negative regulation of glycogen biosynthetic process; intracellular signal transduction. The coding region runs from base 26 to 3415 and encodes 1129 amino acids. The record is from RefSeq and is a predicted model, not a curated record. Gene Ontology annotation, cellular component: cytoplasm; cytosol; nucleus. Gene Ontology annotation, molecular function: protein serine/threonine kinase activity; ATP binding. Lineage: Eukaryota; Metazoa; Chordata; Mammalia; Eulipotyphla; Talpidae.
CGCGGGCCCCGUGCCGCCCUUCCCCAUGGAGGACAGCGGCCUGCCGGCUGCGGGCGGGGAGCAGGGGGAGCUGGGCCAGAGCCUGCUGUCGCCGGUGCCCACCGAGCGCCCUGCUGCGCCUAGCAGGUCCUUGCCGCUGGCCCACAGGCCCCUGAGCAGGAGGCACGGGCUCACCAAGCUGUGCCAGAGCAGGAUGACACUCUCAGAAGACCGCUGGAGCUCCUACUGCCUGUCCUCGCUGGCGGCCCAGAACAUCUGUGCCUGCAGGCCGCUGGGCCCCCCCACGCCUGAGCAGGCUGACCAGGGGGGCUCGCUGGCCAGCACGUCCUGCUGCUCGCUGCUGCGGGGCCUGUCCUUGGGCUGGCCGGCGCCCCUGCUGCCCACCCCGGCGUGCAACCCCAACAAGGCCGUGUUCACCGUGCACGCCAAGACCACGGAGAUCCUCGUGGCCAACGACAAAGCUUGCCGGCUUCUGGGCUACAGCAGCCACGACCUGAUCGGCCAGAGGCUCACGCGGUUCUUCCUGAAGCCGGACCCCGAGGUGGUGCAGGCCCUGAGCGAGGAGCACGUGGAGGCGGACGGCCACGCCGCGGUGGUGUUCGGCAGCGUGGUGGAUGUCGUGAGCCGCGGCGGGGAGCGGGUGCCGGUGUCCGUGUGGAUGAAGAGGGUGCGGCGGGAGCAGCGCCCGUGCUGCGUGGUGGUGCUGGAGCCGGUGGAGCGGCUGUCGGCCUGGGUGGCCUUCCACGGCGACGGAACCAUCACAGCGUGUGACGGCCUCUUCGCCCGCCUGCUCGGCUUCGCGUGCGCGGAGGACGCGGCCGGACAGCGCAUCACGGAGCUGAUCCCUUCGCUGCAGCUCCCCAGGCCCGGGGGACUCGUCCCGCAGAGUCUCAGGAUCCAGAGGUCUGUCGGGAGAGCCACAGACGGCACCACCUUCCCCCUGAGCCUGAAGCUGAAGCCUGCGCCCAGCGGCGAGGGGGCGGCGGGCGGCGGGGCCCCCCCGGGCGGCUACUCGGCCUCCGUCUGGGUGUUUUCCACCAUCAGCGGUCUCAUCACUCUCCUCCCCGACGGCACCAUCUAUGGCAUCAACCACAGCUUCGCGCUGAUGCUGUUCGGCUACGGGAAGGCUGAGCUCCUGGGCAAGAACAUCACCUUCCUGAUUCCCGGCUUCUACGGCUGCAUGGACUUCAGCUAUGAUGGCUCCCUGGCCCUGCCGGACCUGACCAACAGCCUGGACACUGAGGAUCAGGGUGUGCCAGAGGAGAGAGCCGCCCACCCCCUGCCAGGCUGGUGCCUUGCCGAGGCAGCCCAGGGUCCUCCUGCCCGCCUCGUGCUCGCCAGUGACCCAGAUCGGCCUCCAGCCGAGACCCUGCAGCCUGUGGGAAGCCAGGGAGCCUUGACCGGGACCCAGGCCCACACGGACCACGGGGGCCACCCUGACGCCCCCCUGUUUGCACCCGCCCCGGGGGCGGACGGCCUGCCUGGAGGGAGCCCCCCGGCCCGGGGCGGGUGGACGGCAGUGGAGAACCAGCAGCAGCGCACAGCCCGGGGUGAUGUUGAGCCCCCAGCGCUGGGACGAGGCGGGCCUGGCCCCACCGGCUCUCCGGCUGGUUCUGAAAGCCUAGCCCUCACCGCAGCCGGCAGCUGGCAUGUACACACGCCCAGGGCCUGGACAGGCCUCAGCAGGGCCGACAGCCCCGAGCCCGGGCCCCACACCGCUGGCCAGCUGACGGGACCCAAGGUCCAGGGGGACACGCGUCAGGGAGGCCCAAACCUGGCCUCUGGGGAGCUCCCCGGGGCCUCCGCCCCGCUGUCGCCCUGUGGCCCGGGCAGCAGGGAACUGCAGAGCAGCCGCGCGGGCAGCUCCUCGGCCUGCUACGCCAGGGCCAUGGACCUUCCCGGGGCGCCCGACCCUGCGCCAGUCCAGGACGCUGGCCUGCUCUCCCUCUCCUGGCACCUGAGGGAGCUGUACUCCAGCGGGCCGGCCAAGCUGCCCCGGGCGCCCUCGCCUCCGCAGGCUGGCCCUGACGUGGACGUGGGCGAGCCGGAUGCCCCUCGGGACAGGGAGCGCCUCCUGCUGAGCACCUACUUCCAGCUGCCCGGGGUCCCGCGGGGGCUCGAGCGGGCCCCCUCUCCCGAGGCCGGCCAGGCCAGCGGCAGCAGGGAGGGGCCGAGGAUGGACGUGCAGGCCACCUCCACGCCGGUGCGGGCAGCCAGCCCGCCGCCCCCCGGGGCCACCAACCCCUCGCGGGAGAUCCAGGAGGGCACCUUCGCCGGGUGCUGUUUCCACCGGGACGGCUCACAGCUGAGUGUGCAGUUCGAAGUGAGGCGCGUGGAGCUGCAGGGCGCCACCACCCUCUUCUGCUGCUGGCUGGUGAAGGACUCGGCUGCCCGCACCCGCCUGCUGCUGGCCAGCCUGCCGGGCUCGUCCCUGUCCACAUGGGAGCCGCCCAUGUCCAGCCCGGGCGAGGUGCUCCGGGCCAGGCCCUGGUUUGAGGAGGUGCCUGCGGCGGCUGCGGGGCUGGAAGGGCUGGCGGCCUGGGAGGGCGCCUACUCCCUCAAGUACAGCACGCAGAGCCCGUUGGGCAGCGGAGCCUUUGGCUUCGUGUGGACGGCGGUGGACAAGGAGGCGAACAGGGAGGUGGUGGUGAAGUUCAUCAGGAAGGAGAAGGUCCUGGAGGACUGCUGGGUGGAGGACCCCGAGCUGGGGCGCGUGACGCUGGAGAUCGCCAUCCUGUCCCGGGUGGAGCAUGCCAACAUCAUCAAGCUGCUGGACGUGUUCGAAAACCAGAGCUUCUUCCAGCUGGUGAUGGAGAAGCACGGCUCCGGCCUGGACCUCUUCGCCUUCAUCGAGCGCCACCCCCAGCUGGACGAGCCCCUGGCGAGCCACAUCUUCCGGCAGCUGGUGGCGGCCGUGGGCUACCUGCGCGGCCGAGGCGUGCUGCACCGCGACAUCAAGGACGAGAACGUCGUAAUCGCCGAGGACUUCUCCAUUAAGCUCAUCGACUUUGGCUCGGCCGCCUACCUGGAGCGGGGCAGGCUCUUCUACACCUUCUGCGGCACCAUCGAGUACUGCGCGCCUGAGGUCCUUCUGGGACACCCUUACCAGGGGCCGGAGCUGGAGAUGUGGUCGCUGGGCGUCACGCUGUACACACUGGUCUUUGAGGAGAACCCCUUCUGUGAGUUGGAGGAGACCAUAGAGGCGGCGAUCAGCCCCCCAUACCUGGUGUCGGAAGCGCUCAUGAGCCUGGUGUCGGGGCUGCUGCAGCCUGCCCCUGAGCGACGCACCACACUGGACAAGCUGGCCGUGGACCCCUGGGUGACGCAGCCUGUGGACCUCACCCGCUACACCUGGGACGAGGUGUGCCGCCUCCACAGGCCAGGAAGUGGAGUCCUGUCCCCUGCGAGCCCAUGAGCUCUGACACGGGAGCCGCCUGCCAGCUGCCCAGCACCAGCCUAGCUUACAUGGGACGGUGCCCCAGAACCCCUGCAGGGGCAGUGCCCUGGCCCCAACAGCCCCGUGAGGCCCCCACAUCGCCAGCAGCAGCGCUGCCCUGUGAGGGGCUACCAUGGGCUGCCUGGGCCCUGCUGGGUGGGGUCAGCCCAGGCCCCCGCCUUGCGGUGGAGCUGCAGGUUUUCCAGAUUAAAGCUCCUGUAAGCGAGUGGCCACUGAGUCUUCCUCAUGGGGGGGCACUGGCGCCCCUCUUCCAUCUCUGCACCCCCACUUGCCACAGCCAAAGAGGGUCAGUUUCAGUCAGGCAGGGGUCCCCCCCAGGCUCCGAAGCAGGUCAGCUGGCAGGAGGGGUUCUGGGGCUCCCCUUUGUGCAGCGGGCUCUUGUAGUGGGAUAGGG